AUGAAUAAGAAAGUGUGUGAAAAGUUCGAGAAUGUAUGGGGUAAAUUUCCCGAUAAAUUAACCAGUGAUAAUAAGUACCAAUUUAAAACAGAAAAUUUCUUAGAUGGUUAUUGUGAUAGUUAUAGUUGUGAUACUGAUGCCGAAAAAAUUAAUGGUGGAUGUUUAUAUCUUUUUAAUCAAAUAUUUGGGACUUCUCAAUUGUUUAAGUCUGUUGCAAAUAGUAACAUCAAUAUUGUUGAGUACAUUAUGAUAUGGUUAAGUUAUAUGUUAAACCUAAAGGAACAAACAGGAAAUGAUACCAAUCUAGAAUAUUUUUAUAGUACAACUAUAGAUAAUGAUAGGUAUAAAAAUUCUAUAGCUGAUGUUAAAGAGUAUAAAAAUUAUAAGGAUCUUAUAGAUAAAAAAAAAGAAUUCAUGGAUAUUUCUAAUGAAAAAAUAUCUAAACUUUAUGAUUUAUUUAAAAGUUUAUGUAAUAUGUAUUUUUAUUUGGAUGAAAACAAUCCAGAUUGCACGAAAUAUAUAUCAAACGCUAAACAAUUUGUUAACAAUUAUAAAGAACUUUAUGGAGAUUCUAGUAAUAAUGAUAAUAGUUUAUAUAGACAAAUAUUAUCUAAUUUAUCAACUGAUUAUGGUAAUUUAAAAAAGAAAUGUAAAAAUAGUUCGUCCUUUCCAUCGAUAGAAAUAACAGACAAUUCUGCACACACUUCUGAAGUUGCAUCAUCAAGUUCGUCGAUAUCAAAGAACUUAUUUAUAGUUUUAUCGAUAUUUGGUGCAAUAGGAUUUUUUUUAGGAAUUUCUUAUAAGUAUUCGUUAUUUGGAUUUCGGAAAAGAGUUCAAAAACAAAAAUUAAGAGAAAAAAUAAAAAAUAUAAAGAAGAGAAUGAAUCAAUAA
Plasmodium yoelii is the source of this 891-nucleotide messenger RNA. Its product is annotated as PIR protein. The transcript has 3 exons. Bases 1 to 891 code for a protein of 296 amino acids. NCBI's taxonomy places the organism in Eukaryota, Apicomplexa, Aconoidasida, Haemosporida, Plasmodiidae. The record is from RefSeq and is a predicted model, not a curated record.